Molecule: messenger RNA, 1465 nt
Organism: Babjeviella inositovora NRRL Y-12698
Lineage: Eukaryota; Fungi; Ascomycota; Pichiomycetes; Serinales
Exons: 1
Coding region: 356-1027 (223 amino acids)
Source: RefSeq, a predicted model, not a curated record
UGCUCCCAUAUUCUCCUCUUUCCUACACUCCUAGUAGCCUCGUAUAGGAAUAUUGGUUACCAUAUCGGUUUAAGCUAGAACCACAUGCUUCCCAAUUGAUCGCAAGGUCCAUGUUAGGUGCGCCACCUGAAGCUUGGCAAAUAGCUGAGGGCAAAACACAUAAGUUAAAGCGUAAAUAAAUAAAUAUAGAGAAGAAAGAACUGAAGAGCAGUGACUCUUCAAGGAAGGUAAAUGCAAUUAAUCGAGGCCGCGGAGGGGCGUUCGCGCACUGUAAUGAUGAGAAUAUUGUGGCACACCUGCAGGGACGCACCCCCCUCACUGGAAUGGCCGUAAGACGGCUGCGGAUGGGAUUUAUAUGGAGUUAGGAUACUUAGUAGGUAUCUGGGAACUGUUCCUUAGGGAAAGCUUGAUGGUCGACCUUCUUGUGGGCCUGUUCGUUGUAGCCUUCGCCGAAUCUGGAGUCUCUCUUGACCACCUCUGGUUCGGCAUAGCACUUGUCUGGCAUAGAUCUCGGCUGUGGCUUUCUGCUGACAACCUCCUCGACAUCGAGGCCACCACUGAUGGAGCCUCUGCCCAUUGGGUGGGCUGGGAUGGAGAAGGAUACACCGGCGUUGUGGCUGCCGUGGAAGCCACCCUUGGUGUUGUUAACCUGGGAGCUCUCGAAGAUAACUUGCUUUCUGGUGUGGUUUUCUUGCAAUUCGGUCAAGGUGUUGUCCCACUGGGCAAUCUUCUCUUCUCUGGUUCUAGUGGACAAGAAAGCGCCUGGAUGGAGUCUUGGGAUGUACUGCAUGAUGAAGGAUUGGUCAUGUUUUUGCUUGUAGAUGGAUUCGGAAUAGAUGAGGCCGGAGAAACCAAAAAACAAGGCCCACGAGGUUAUGUUUCUUCUGGUGAAGAAGGAGACCGCUUCGGUCAACGCUGGACCGUGGCCGUGACCGCCCAUGGCCUUGGCGGAACUGGAAAAGGUUCUGACAGACUGGGCAGCAGUUCUGGAAGUGGAGCGGAACAUUGUAUGUGCAGUUGUUGCUGACGUGCGAGUAUACUCCCGGUGUAAAACUCUGGGCAAAGCGUGUCUUUUUAGUUGAUGCCUGCAAUUGUGGAUAGUUCAGGUUACAUGCGUGGGAUUUUCACCGUUCAGCCAAUGAGUGUCUGCCUGAAUUGUAAGCAGGACGUGUCCUGAGAAGUACGCAACAUGCGUAAUGUGAGGCACGCUGGUGGGGACACGAAACGAGGGAAGGAGCAAUAAGGCGAAGAUAGAGAACAGCAAGCAUCUGAUUUGACGUCAAAUUUCGCUAUCUCAACUUAUUUUCCACCAACGAUGGUGUUGAGUUCAGGUUAACCGACAGACGGAACUUCUGAGCUUUGCAUGUGCAGUCGAUUGUAGAUUAUCACCGCUUCGAAGUCAAUGUACAGUGAAUGUCACGUGAUUAAACAGAAGGUAGCACAUAUUGUUCCUGCAGGUCUCCCG